Messenger RNA from Hypomesus transpacificus, 8763 nucleotides. RefSeq names its product ankyrin repeat and KH domain-containing protein 1-like. Lineage: Eukaryota; Metazoa; Chordata; Actinopteri; Osmeriformes; Osmeridae. Gene Ontology annotation, molecular function: RNA binding; protein binding. The record is from RefSeq and is a predicted model, not a curated record. Gene Ontology annotation, cellular component: cytoplasm. Gene Ontology annotation, biological process: innate immune response.
AGUGAGUUAGGUUGUUAGAAAGUUAAUGGCUGGGGGAAAGAGAUCCUCAUCAACCCUCGCUUCGGGAGUGUUUCAUGAUUCCCUGAAGUAAAAACACGCCAAAUUUUCAAAAGAAAGAAUCCGGACGGAACAUUAGGUCAACCAUAAGCUCACUAAUAUACGUAUUGUCAAGAUAAGUAUGCAGGAUGCAGUAGCCGGGACGGCAAUGCUGACGGACGGCUUCGAGGACGAGAUUGACUCGGUGACUCCUCGCUCCCCAGUGGUAGGGAUGGGGGUAGGAGCAACACCAGGAGUCGGACUUGGGGGCAUAGGGAUUGGUGUGGGUGGAAAGAAAGUACGCUUGUUCGGUGAGCCCGGUGGGCCUCCUACAGAAAGACUGGACUUCAAACUAGCGGCAGCAGCAGUCCUAUCCUCGGGUCCAGGAUCUGGCAGCGACGAAGACGAGGUCUCAGAGGUGGAGUCGUUUAUACUGGACCAGGAGGACCUGGACAACCCCAUCAUGAAGACGGCGUCGGAGCUGCUGCUGUCCAGUGCUACAGACGGGGUGGACCUCCGGACCGUUGACCCGGAGACACAGGCCCGUCUGGAGGCUCUGCUGGAGGCUGCAGGCAUCGGUAAACUGUCCACUGCCGAUGGUAAAGCGUUUGCAGAUCCGGAGGUUCUGCGGAGGCUGACGUCGUCGGUGAGCUGCGCCCUGGACGAGGCGGCGGCCGCGCUCACCCGCAUGAGGGCAGAGAACACCCUCAACGCAGGCCAGGCCGACAACCGUAGUCUAGCGGAGGCGUGUUCGGACGGAGACGUGAACGCCGUCAGGAAGCUGCUGGACGAGGGCCGGAGCGUCAACGAGCACACGGAGGAGGGCGAGAGCCUGCUGUGCCUGGCCUGCUCCGCCGGCUACUACGAACUCGCACAGGUGCUGCUGGCCAUGCACGCCAACGUGGAGGACCGGGGCAUCAAGGGUGACAUCACGCCCCUGAUGGCGGCGGCCAGUGGAGGCUACGUAGACAUCGUCAAGCUGCUGCUGGUGCACGGAGCCGACGUCAACGCCCAGUCCUCCACGGGAAACACAGCUCUGACGUACGCGUGCGCGGGGGGCUUCGUGGACGUGGUGAAGGUGCUCCUCAAGGAGGGCGCCAACAUCGAGGACCACAACGAGAACGGCCACACCCCCCUGAUGGAGGCGGCCAGCGCGGGCCACGUGGAGGUGGCCCGGGUCCUGCUGGAGUACGGCGCCGGCAUCAAUACGCACUCCAACGAGUUCAAGGAGAGCGCCCUCACGCUGGCCUGCUACAAAGGUCACCUGGACAUGGUGCGGUUCCUGCUGGAGGCCGGGGCCGACCAGGAGCACAAGACAGACGAGAUGCACACGGCACUGAUGGAGGCCUGCAUGGACGGGCACGUGGAGGUGGCGCGGCUGCUCCUGGACAGCGGGGCGCAGGUCAACAUGCCGGCCGACUCCUUCGAGUCGCCGCUGACCCUGGCAGCGUGCGGGGGACACGUGGAGCUGGCCGCACUGCUCAUAGAGAGGGGAGCCAACCUGGAGGAGGUGAACGACGAAGGCUACACGCCCCUCAUGGAGGCGGCCAGGGAGGGCCACGAGGAGAUGGUGGCCCUGCUGCUGGCUCAGGGAGCGAACAUCAACGCCCAGACGGAGGAGACGCAGGAGACGGCUCUGACGCUGGCCUGCUGCGGGGGCUUCUUGGAGGUGGCCGACUUCCUGAUCAAGGCGGGGGCCGACAUCGAGCUGGGCUGCUCCACGCCACUGAUGGAGGCGGCCCAGGAGGGCCACCUGGAGCUGGUCAAGUACCUACUGGCUGCAGGGGCGAAUGUCCACGCUACCACGGCAACGGGAGACACAGCGCUGACCUACGCCUGUGAGAAUGGACACACAGACGUGGCUGAUGUGCUGCUGCAGGCCGGCGCCAACCUGGAGCAUGAGUCUGAGGGGGGGAGGACCCCCCUGAUGAAGGCAGCCAGAGCAGGACACCUGUGUACCGUGCAGUUCCUCAUCAGCAAGGGUGCCAAUGUGAAUCGGGCCACGGCAAACAACGACCACACGGUGGUGUCCCUGGCCUGUGCUGGGGGACACCUGGCUGUGGUGGAGCUGUUGCUGGCCCACGGGGCCGACCCCACGCACCGACUGAAGGACGGCUCCACCAUGUUGAUCGAAGCAGCCAAGGGGGGCCACACCAACGUGGUGUCCUACCUGCUAGACUACCCCAACAACAUCCUGUCAGUCCCCGCCCCCGACCUGGCACAGCUCACCCCCCCCUCGCAAGACGCCUCUCAGGUUCCACGUGUCCCAUUCCAGGCCCUGGCCAUGGUGGUGCCCCCCCAGGAGCCCGACAGAGCCCCCUCCAACAUCGCCACGCCCCCACCCGUCUCCAGCAAAGCCGCGUCCAAGCAGAGGCAGGCCGCCCUCCAGCCCGGGGCCUCCAACGGGGCCCCGCGCGGCCCCGAGACGGAGCCCCUGCCCCCCUUCCACCUGUGCCAGCCCCUGGAGUGCAUCGUGGAGGAGACGGAGGGCAAGCUGAACGAGCUGGGCCAGAGGAUCAGCGCCAUCGAGAAGGCCCAGCUGCAGUCCCUGGAGCUGAUCCAGGGGGAGCCGCUCACCAAAGACAAGAUCGAGGAGCUGAAGAAGAGCAGGGAGGAACAGGUGCAGAAGAAGAAGAAGAUCCUCAAGGAGCUGCAGAAGGUGGAGCGCCAGCUGCAGCUCAAGACCCAGCAGCAGUUCACCAAAGAGUACCUGGAGGCCAAGGGGCUGAAGGAGGAGCAGGAGGCGGGCCAGAGCCAGGGCCCGGGGCCCGGCCCCGGGGGGGAGGCCCCGCCCAGCGCCACCACCUCCACGCCCGGGGCCCUCACCGCCUGCUCCGGGGACCCCGCCCUCGCCCAGGCCGGCUCCGACACGGACGAGGAGGGGCUCCGAGAGGGGGAGCAGGAGGAGGAGCAGCCCGGAGAGGAGGAGGAGGACGACGAGGACGAGGAGGACGACGACGAGGAGGAGGACGAGGACGAGGAGGACGGCUCGGACGCGGAGGGCGGAGAGGUGGAGGAGGCCUACCCCAAGCUGCCCCAGGUGGACACCAUCCUGUACAGAGACGGCCAGCCGCCCCACCUCCCUCCCUCGCCCCAGGCCCAGCCCCCGCCUCCGCCCCUCCAGGCCCCCUUCGUGCCCAUCCAGCCCCUGGGCGACUACAGCCCCGCCGACUACCCCGGCGGGACCCCCCCGGAGCUGCAGCGGGUGCUGCUGGGGCAGCAGCAGGCCCUGGGGGCGGGGAUGCUGGGCCAGCAGGCCCCAGACGGACUCAUGGUGGCCACGCCCGCUCAGACGCUCACAGACACGCUGGAUGACAUCAUGGCAGCUGUGAGUAGCAGGGUGCCCAUGCUAAGCACUACGACCUCGCCCACGCCCCUAUCCCAACCCCCUUCUCAGACCCCCUCCAACAUGGCCUCGCCCCCCUCCGUUCUGCCCCUCUACCCCUCCGUGGACAUUGACGCACACACGGAGAGUAACCACGACACGGCGCUAACGCUGGCGUGUGCUGGAGGACACGAGGAGCUGGUGUCGGUCCUCAUCGCACGAGGGGCCAACAUCGAGCACCGCGAUAAGAAGGGUUUCACCCCUCUCAUCCUGGCUGCCACCGCUGGCCACGUGGGAGUGGUGGAGGUCCUCCUGGACAAAGGGGGCGACAUCGAGGCCCAGUCAGAGAGAACCAAAGACACGCCCCUCUCCCUGGCCUGCUCUGGGGGACGCCAGGAGGUGGUGGAGCUGCUGCUACUGCGGGGAGCCAAUAAGGAGCACCGUAACGUGUCCGACUACACGCCCCUCAGCCUGGCCGCCUCCGGGGGCUACGUCAACAUCAUCAAGAUCCUCCUCAACGCUGGCGCCGAGAUCAACUCCAGGACGGGCAGUAAGCUGGGCAUCUCCCCCCUCAUGCUGGCAGCCAUGAACGGCCACGUCCCCGCCGUCAAGCUGCUGCUGGACAUGGGCUCCGACAUCAACGCCCAGAUCGAGACCAACCGCAACACGGCGCUCACCCUGGCCUGCUUCCAGGGCCGCGCCGAGGUGGUCAGCCUGCUGCUCGACCGCAAGGCCAACGUGGAGCACAGGGCCAAGACCGGUCUGACCCCCCUGAUGGAGGCAGCGUCGGGGGGCUAUGCCGAGGUGGGCAGGGUGCUGCUGGAUAAGGGCGCGGACGUCAACGCCCCUCCGGUCCCCUCGUCCAGAGACACGGCUCUCACCAUCGCUGCCGACAAGGGCCACUACAAGUUCUGUGAGCUCCUCAUCAACAGGGGCGCUCACAUCGACGUGCGCAACAAGAAAGGGAACACGCCCCUCUGGCUGGCGGCCAACGGCGGCCAUUUUGACGUGGUGCAGCUGCUGGUGCACGCCAGCGCCGACGUGGACGCGGCAGACAACCGCAAGAUCACCCCGCUCAUGGCCGCCUUCCGCAAGGGUCAUGUGAAGGUGGUACAGUACCUGGUGAAGGAGGUCAACCAGUUCCCCUCUGACAUCGAGUGCAUGAGAUACAUCGCCACCAUCGCGGACAAGGAGCUGCUGAAGAAGUGCCACCAGUGCAUGGAGACCAUCGUCAAGGCUAAGGACCAGCAGGCAGCAGAGGCCAACAAGAAUGCCAGCAUCCUGCUGAAGGAGCUGGACCUGGAGAAGUCCAGAGAGGAGAGCAAGAAGCAGGCCCUGGCCGCCAAGAGGGAGAAGCGCAAGGAGAAACGCAAGAAGAAGAAGGAGGAGCAGAAGAGGAAGCAGGAGGAGGAGGAGGAGGAGAAGACCAAGGAGGAGUUCUGCGACAUGCAGGAGGAGAAGGAGGACUCCGCUGAAGAAGAAGAGGUUCCUAUCGACCCCCCCAGCGCCACCACCACCACCACCAUCGGCAUCUCCGCUACCUCCGCCACCUUCACCUGCACCUUCGGGAAGAAGCGCGCCGGCGUGGCCACCACCCCCAGCACCAACCGCAAGAGCAAGAAGAACAAGACCAAGGACUCGCCCGACGACACCAUCAUCCUGCAGGACUCGCAGGUGGCGCUAGCGCAGCACAAGGCUGACAAAAACAAGAUCCAGGGCGAGCCCCGGGGCGGAGGCGGGGGCCUGGCGGGGGGCAACAGUGACUCGGACCCCCUGGACAGCACCGACUGUGCCAGCGAGGGCAGCAGCAGCGGGGGCAAGAGCCAGGAGCUCAACUACCUGCCCGACCUGCCCUCCUGCGCCUCCUCCUACUCCUCCUCCUCAUCCUCCUCCUCCUCCUCGGCUCCCCCCCUGGGGGCGCACCCCUCCCACGCCCUCCUGCCCGGCCCGGAGAAGAGACACUGCCCUCAGCUGCACAGCAGCGACAGCAAGCUGGACAACAAGGUCACGGUGUCCAUCUCCAAACCAUCGCACAAGGUUCCUGACAUGAGUGAGCUGGUCCCCAGCUCCCUGCCCUCCCCCUUCAAGACCAUGUCCCUGCCCAUCUCCUCCCCCAACAGCAAGCUGAGCCUCACCUCCCCCAAGAGAGGGCAGAAGAGAGAGGAGGGCUGGAAGGAGGUGGUCCGGAGGUCUAAGAAGCUGUCUGUCCCGGCCUCCGUGGUGUCUCGCAUCAUGGGCCGCGGCGGCUGCAACAUCACGGCCAUCCAGGACGUGACGGGAGCCCACAUCGACGUGGACAAGCAGAAGGACAAGAACGGAGAGAGGAUGAUCACCAUCAGAGGUGGCACCGAGUCCACAAGGCACGCCGUGCAGCUCAUCAACGCCCUGAUCCAGGACCCGGCCAAGGAGCUGGAGGACCUGAUCCCCAGGAACCACAUCCGCGCCCCGGGCUCCAAGGCCAGCUCGGCCCCCUUCGCCAGCGCCGGCGGGGCCUCCAGCGGCUCCUCCGCCGGGGCCAAGGCCUUCAGCUCCCUGGUCACGUCCUCAGGAGUCUCCUUCCAGUCCUCCUCCUCCUCCCAGGUGGGGGGCAAGGUGGGGAAGGGGCUGUCGUCCGGGGUGAGGCAGCCCUUCCCGGUGUCUCUGCCCCUGGCCUACGCCCAUCCCCAGCUGGCUCUCCUGGCCGCCCAGACCAUGCACCAGAUCAGACACCCGCGCCUGCCCAUGGCCCAGUUCGGGGGGACGUUCUCCCCCGCCGCCAGCACCUGGGGCCCCUUCCCCGUGCGGCCGGUGAGCCCCGGAAGUGCCAACAGCUCCCCGAAACACAACGGAGGAGGAGCCUCGGGCCGGUCCGGCGCCGCGCCCCACAGCGAGCACAGCAGCGCCGUCAGCUCGGCGGCGGCGGCGUCCAUCUCCAGCCCCUCUGGAGCAGCCCCGGCUGCAGCCUCUCCUCACACCCCUAACCCGCCCGCGCCCUCCAACCCGCAGCCCAGCGCCCCCACGCCCUCCUGCGUCAGGAAACAGCUGUUCACCUCCGACCCCAAACCCUCCGGGCUCAACUCGUUGUCCAUGGCGACCACAGCUGCGGUGAGCAGCAGCAGUAACGCAGUGCGAGGCACGGGGUCUCCCGCCCACCAUCACACGGGCAUGACGGCGACCUCCGGCUCCGGCUCCACCCAGGCCUGCGCCCCGCCGCCCCUCCUCCAGCCCCUCAAGGUGGAGCCCAGCGCCUCGGCCCCCCCAGGCAAGGAGAAGCCCCCUGGGGCUCUGGAGAGCCAGACCUCCUCUUCCAGCGAGAGCCACAGCUCGGCAGGCUUUGCCACGCCAGCCAUGGCCUUGCCCCCCAAGCCUGAGCCCCGGCAGCAGUUACCCCCCCCUCCCCCUCCCUCCUCGGCCGCCGCCACCAUCACCUCCUCCUCCUCUACAGAAGCCCCCCCGCCCCUGCUCGCCGCCCAGCCCAGCUCCCACCUCCCCCCUGGGCCAGCCCCCUCACACAGCUCCAUGCACCCCAACAACACGGUGCCCCACUUCUCAGCCCCCGCCCCCCGCGUCUCUCACCGGAUGCAGCCGUCGGGACCCUACUACCCCCUGUCAGAGCAGCAGCAGCAGCAGGUGUUUGUGCCCCUCAGCGCCCAGCAGGAGCCCCCCAAGCAGACCCAGAGCCAGGCUCAGGUGUCCCACCUACCCCAGCAACCCAGCCUGCCUCCCCAGGCCCCCCCGCACCAGGUGCCCUCCAGCCUGGGCAUGAUGAACGGAUCCCAGAUGCAGCACGUCCACGGGGGAGGCAAGACCCAGCAGAUGCCCCCCAACUUCGGCCCCGCGGCGCUCUUCAACCAUUUCAGCAGCAUGUUCGACAACAACAACCAGGGAAACAACCAGGUGUGGGGCGCAUGCCACCUGCCCACCCGCUCCCCCCCUGAGCAGCCUUACUCGGCCCCCCCGCCCUACAUGAGCAUGGGCCAGAUGGAGGGCCUGAUGCCUCCAGACAGCUCCAAGGCUCCAGGCUACCGCUCCACCUCCCAGAGGAUGGUCAACAACCCCAUAGCCCUCACCAGCUAUGCCACCAGUAUCUCCGGCAGCCCAGUCUACCUCCACGGACCUGCCGCCGUGGGCACGCCCUCCUUCAGCAGACAGCACUUCUCCCCUCACCCCUGGAGCGCCGCGUCUUCCGGUGAGUCUCCGGUGGCCCCUCCCUCCACGGUGUCGUCCUCGUCCCUGUCCUCCUCGUCUGGGCCCCCUCCUCAGCAGCCCAAGCCUGGCAACGCCAGCCAGCAGGACCGCAAGGUGCCCCCCCCCAUCGGCACGGAGCGCCUGGCCCGGAUCAGGCAGACGGGCUCUGUCAACCCCCCCCUCCUCACCACCAGCUACACGGCACCCGUGGGACAGGGGGGCAUCUGGUCCUUCGGUGUGGGCAGCGCCUCUGAGGCCAUGUCCGGCUGGUCCCAGCCGCUGAUGAGCAGUCACAUGAUGCACCCGCAGCUGCAGGCGGAGCAGACGGCCUUCUCCCAGCACCAGCCCAUGGAGCAGGACGACACGGGCAUCUCCAACCCCGCCAACAGCUACCACCAACCCCAGCACAUGCCCAACAGCUACAUGGACUUCCCCAAGGGUAUGCCCAUGUCUAUGUAUGGAGGAACCAUGCUGCCCCCCCACCCUCCCAUGGCCGAGGGGCCGGGGGCCGCCAUGUACAACGGCCUGCACGCCCCAGACCCCGCCUGGAGCCCCAUCAUCAAGGUGGUCCCUAACAACACAGACAGCUCAGACCCACAGCAGGUGUGGCCUGGUACCUGGGCCCCUCACGUGCACCUGAACCACGUCAACUAGAAGGCGUCGACAGCAAUCAAACGCACACCGCACGACCCACGGCGCUGACACGGAAUUCCGAUGAAGGAAAACAAAACGAGACGAAAAAAAUAAUAAUGAAAAUUGCAACAUGUUAACCUAGUAGAGAACCAGAGAGUGCAGAGCUGAGGUUGAAGAAUUGGAGGGAAUAUGACAUCCUGAUACCAUUCUUUGAUGUGCCUAUAUCAAACAAGAAAUUCUCAAUUUGGCGAGGGCUGUUAUCAAUGUCCCAAUGUCUGCGAACAAAGUGGGAUUCCCUGUUCAACAGGAUCCAUUCUCUGUGUAGUUUAGCGAUUUUGACUUAAACCCACAUACACCGUUCUGAGGCUGCAGGAAGCUUACGGGCCGUAGCUAUUUAAACUCAGCCAAGAACUACAUGAUGAUGAUUACCUAAAGAGAAAGAAAUCAGAACCUUUUUAGAGUGGUAAAUACAUGUAUAAUUGUUUACAUACUAAAAAGGGUUAAAAUGAGAGUAAAUUUCAUGUCGUAUAGUGGCUCUACUUUAUGUAGCCUGUAUUAAUGUGAAAUAUUUACCUAAUAUUCAAUAAAAAGAUUGAAAAGUU